AUCAAGAUUGUUCUUAGUCCUUAUAGAUUGAACUUGAGAAAUCCAUUCGGUACUGCUCAUUCAUUGACAACAGUUAGAAACAAUGCACUUAUAACAAUCACUGUUAAUGGUGUCUUUGGAUAUGGUGAAUGUGGAGUCCCUCCAAAGAAGCCUCUCUGUUACUUUGCAGAUUACAAUGACAUAGUAGAUUAUUGUCAAACAUACUUUGAAGAACUAAAGUUGUUUGGCAAUGUUACAACCAACAUACCAGAUAUAGCUUCAACAACAACUACAACUUUAUACGAUCCAUUCUCCAAACUACCAUCACACUACUUCCAAUCAGUUCGAUCUGAAACAACAACCACAACAAUCAAUCAAAGUCCAUUCAUAUACCUCUUGGAAAGAUUGGACAAAUGUAGCAAGAAUACCAAGGACUACUCAUUCGCUGCCAGGUCAUGCAUCGAAACAGCCAUACUUGAUUGUUGGUCCAAACAUCUCAAAAUGCCAUUAUACAAACUAGUGUCAUCAUCAGUGGAGUGCAAGGAACUACCAUUCUAUUAUACUGUAUCAUUGUGCCCAACAAUGGAACAGAUAAUUGAUUGUUUGGAAUUUGGUCUAAAGUAUACGAGAUAUAUUAAGAUCAAGUUGGACUCUGACUUUGAUCGUGGAGUAUUGAUUGUAAAGACAAUAUUGGAACUUUGUCAAUCAAUCAACAAACCAAUUACAAAGAUAUCAAUCGAUGCCAAUUCAUCAUGGACACCGGAGAUUGCCCUCAAGUAUCUUCCAUAUCUCUCAACACUCACCAACAUUAUAUCAAUGAUUGAGCAACCAUUCCCGGUUGAGACAACCAAGGGUAAUCAAUCAAUCAAAGACGAUCCAGUUAUUCAACAAUGGGUCCACAUCAAGGAGGAGUACCACAGGCAUGGUCUAGUCAUAUUCGCAGAUGAAUCAGUUUGCAACGCAGAUGACAUUGAUAACUUAAUUGAUAUUGCACAUGGAGUGAACAUCAAGUUGGAGAAGACUGGAGGUGUUAGGGAGGCGUUGAUAGCAAUUACAAAGGCUAGGGAUCUUGGUAUGAAGGUUUGGAUUGGUUCAAUGGUCGGAUCAUCUUUGAAUAGUAAUGCAGCGGCACAUCUAUUGGCAAUACUAUCAGAUUAUGGAGGUGACCUUGAUGGUGGUCUAUUAGUGGAUGAUCAAUCACAACUAUUCACAGGUGGAUUCUCAAUAGUUGAGGAUGGACUCGUCCAGAUGAGUAACACUCACUAUGGUGUUGGUGUUGUAGUCAAG
Acytostelium subglobosum LB1 is the source of this 1266-nucleotide messenger RNA. RefSeq lists its product as hypothetical. The transcript has 4 exons. The record is from RefSeq and is a predicted model, not a curated record. The annotation marks the transcript as partial. Lineage: Eukaryota; Evosea; Eumycetozoa; Acytosteliales; Acytosteliaceae.